AUGGAGAGUGGAUUGGAGGAGGGCCAGCCUGAGAUAAAGGAAGCUCUAAAAAUCCUUUGGAAUUCGUGGAUGCCUUCCAAAGUCAAAAUAUUUGGUUGGAGGUUGUUGAAGGAGAGAUUGGCAGCGAAAUAUCAGUUGAUUAAACGACACAUUAUAGAGGACAAUGAUAUGAGUCUGUGCGUUUUUGGUUGUGGACAAAGGGAAGAUUCUAAGCAUUUGUUUUUGAACUGUCAAUUUCUAAGAAUGGUAUGGGUAAUAAUCAUGGCAUGGAUAGGCAUAGAACCUGUCACAGGUACAGACUGUUGCAACCAUUUUCUGCAAGUGAUGGAAUCUUUGAAGAAGUGCUGUUCAGUAAGAAGAGCUGCUGGUUUAUGGAUGGAUACAUGCUGGUGCGUUUGGAAAGAGCGCAACGAUAUUACCUUUAACAAUGUUGUAGGUGACAUCGAUGAAAUUGUUCAUAGUGUGAAGAUGCACACUUGA
Vicia villosa (hairy vetch) is the source of this 480-nucleotide messenger RNA. RefSeq lists its product as uncharacterized. The transcript has a single exon. NCBI's taxonomy places the organism in Eukaryota, Viridiplantae, Streptophyta, Magnoliopsida, Fabales, Fabaceae. The record is from RefSeq and is a predicted model, not a curated record. Bases 1 to 480 code for a protein of 159 amino acids.